AUGAAGAAUGGAAAAUCUGGUGGAGACGACGGGACUAGCGCAGAAAUGCUUAAAUAUUUUCCUCCGUCUGGGAUUCGUGAGAUGACAAAGAUCAUCCGUUCAAUAUGGAUAAACGAAAGGAUACCUGAUUCGUGGAGACACGCUAUCAUAAUUCCCCUCCACAAGAAGUUAUCCGUCACGGACCCAAGGAAUUAUCGAGGAAUCUCUUUGUUGCGUGUUAUGUACAAGGUACUGGAGCGCAUUAUCCUGGACCGACUCAUUAAACAUCGCGAAGAAACAACGCGCGACGAGCAAGCUGGCUUUCGUCCUGGCCGAUCUGCGAUUGACCAGGUGUUCAUCGUCAGGAGAGUGAUCGAAAUCUGGCAGCGGUAUUCGAAGCCAAUGCAACUAGCGUUUCUGGACUCUGAAGCCGACUCUCCUCACCGAGGCCGUCUUCUCAACGCGCUGAGCGCCGAUGGAGUACCAGGAAAGUUCGUUCGCUUGCUUGAUGACAUGAAUCAACGAACAACUGCUGCAGUUCGAACACCAGCCGGAUGUACAACACCGUUUGAAGUAGUAACUGGAGUAAGACAAGGGGCGGUGGCAGGACCCUUCCUGUUCAAUUUCGCCAUCGACGACAUUAUGCGAAGAACAGUCGACCAGUGUCCUGCCGACAUUGUCUUAGCACCAUCAGGGUGCCCCUUGACUGACCUCGAGUACGCCGACGAUGUUGUUAUAUUCGCGGAAAGCAGUACGAAACUUCAACAUGUUGUCAACCUUGUAUCGAAGCUGGCUGCAGCCUACGGACUACGCCUACGCCCUGAUAAAUGCAAGCAGAUGUGGAUCUCUUCGAGACCUCGAACGGUAAUCAGGGUGGACGGACAACCGAUAGAACUCGCCGAUGAGUUCUGUUACCUGGGCUGUAUGCUGAAGAAGAACGGCAGCUACGAGCUUCUAUCUUCCUUUCAGAAUAUACAAAUACAGUGUUGA
This is a messenger RNA of Necator americanus (New World hookworm), 969 nucleotides long. RefSeq lists its product as uncharacterized. The record is from RefSeq and is a predicted model, not a curated record. Bases 1 to 969 code for a protein of 322 amino acids. NCBI's taxonomy places the organism in Eukaryota, Metazoa, Nematoda, Chromadorea, Rhabditida, Ancylostomatidae. The transcript has a single exon.